AUGAGAGACCCUGACUUGCCAAUCACUCGGUCUGAACUUGUGCCUAUAGUUGCGUGCAGUGGCCCAGCAACAGGCGGAAACGGCCUGAACAACAACACUCUACAACGUUCACCUCGAUCGAUGGGCAUCGAUGCCUCUCCAACUGAAUCUGGCCAGUUAACGACAGAUUUAUGCACAAGUUAUGGGCUAGAGACACGGAUUAUGUCAGAACAAACGAGAUUGUGUGUCGGCCAACUCGAUGGUGGACAACCACAUGCCAUAACACAUACUCCUGCCAUGAUGGGUCUUUUUCAUCUUAGCGACAGCCGUUUCUACGAUAAUUUAACCAGUAAUAUCAUGCCGCCGAUCAGGAAUUCGAACUUGAACCUAAACUCGGACAGAGAAUUCGACCACCCUUGUGCUACCUGUCCUCUUUCAUGUCCUAGGCCGUCUGACCCGACCGACUAA
Protopolystoma xenopodis is the source of this 447-nucleotide messenger RNA. NCBI's taxonomy places the organism in Eukaryota, Metazoa, Platyhelminthes, Monogenea, Polystomatidea, Polystomatidae. The record is from the annotation of a GenBank genome assembly.